GCAAACAUCUCCGACGAUCUUGACAGCACGCGGAUCAAGCUCCUGCAGCCUUUCAGCCGGCAAAUGCACCCGGGCUUUGCACCCAAAUGUCUUCAGAUGAGUACAAUUCGGCUUCCUGUUGUGCCACAUGUCAUACAGCGUCUUGCCCUGUAAAUUGCGCCUGCCAAGCCUGUUGCCCGCGUAUGCGGCGGUGCCUACUGCUUGCGGCCAGAACUUCGCAGCCACAGUGUUGCGAAACAUCAUUGUGCGCCCUCAAUUAAGCAAGCUGCCAUUGAGCCGUUGAGCCACUACAUUCUGCUGCUGAAAGAUACGCCAAAGGA
This is a messenger RNA of Protomyces lactucae-debilis, 320 nucleotides long. RefSeq lists its product as uncharacterized. The coding region runs from base 87 to 260 and encodes 57 amino acids. NCBI's taxonomy places the organism in Eukaryota, Fungi, Ascomycota, Taphrinomycetes, Taphrinales, Protomycetaceae. The record is from RefSeq and is a predicted model, not a curated record. The transcript has a single exon.